AUGGCUACUCCAAUCUCUUCUACCCCAACUGCAACAUCGUCCUUUUCCAAAAGAGAACGCCGUCAGUCAAUGGCUGAACGUAGACCUUCUACUUCAUAUACACCAGCAGUCAUUCCUCAUUUGGCUGGUUUAGAAACUCCUCAAGAAAUGUCACCAUUAAAAUUGGAAGAAUGUGAUGUUGUCAUUAUCGGUACUGGAUUAUCUCAAAGUAUCCUUGCAGCUGCUUUGGCAUGGCAGGGUACUCAAGUUUUACAUAUUGAUAACAAUCAUUAUUACGGAGAUUCUUCCUCGUGUUUAACAAUUGACCAAUUGAAGAAAUGGUGUGUUGAUGUUAAUCAAGGAAAGUUUAAUCACUUUAAAGAUGCACAAAUCUAUAUUCCUGGUGGUAAGAGAUCCAACAAGUAUACCCUGAGAGACUAUGGUAUUGAUUUAACUCCGAAAAUUAUGUUUUGUCAAUCAGAUUUAUUAAGCUUGUUGAUUCAAUCUCGAGUUUAUAGAUAUUUGGAAUUUCAAAGCUUGGCUAAUUUCCAUGUAUUUGAAAACGAUGAUUUUAAACAGAAAAUUACCAACUCAACUUCCAAGCAUGAUAUUUUCACUGAUAAGACCUUAAGUUUAAUCACAAAGAGAAAUUUAAUGAAGUUUUUGAAAUUUAUAUUAAUUGAAGAAGAACACGUUAGAAGAGCAUUGGUUAAACAAUAUUCGAAUCGUCCAAUCCAUGAAUUCUUGACUCAGGAAUUUAAAUUAGAAGAAUCUCAAAUCAAUGAAUUAGUUUAUUCCAUUGGUUUAUGUAAUAAGCAAGAAACUACAACUAAAGAAGCAGUCAUCAGAAUUAGAAGAUUCCUUUCUUCAUUUGAUUGUUAUGGUAAAUUUCCAUGUAUGACUUCUAAAUUUGGUGGUCCAGGUGAGAUCCUGCAAGGUUUCUGCCGAAGUGCAGCAGUUGCAGGUACAACAUAUAAAUUAUCUACGACAAUGACUGAUUUUGAUCCAGUAUCGAAGACCGCGCAUUUCAGUGAUGGUUCAAACAUAAAAGUUAAUGAAAAGAUUAUAAUUUCACCUACACAAAUCCCCAAGUUUCUAGUUCCAAGUUAUCAAAAAUUGACUGAAAGUUUACCUUCAUAUUAUAUCACUCGUUUAAUUACAGUAGUUAAACGUGAUUGUAAGGAAUGGAUGGACCCACCACAACUGGCAUCUGCUGCGAUUGUGGUAUUCCCGCCACAUUCUCUUCCAACAGAUAAUGAAAGUGCAGUACAAGUUAUAAUUCAAAAUGGAGAUUCAGGAGUGUGUCCUGAAGGUCAAUCUAUAUGGUAUAGUCAUACAUGUGAGCAAGAUCUUGCCCGGGCUAAACGAGACUUGGAAUGUGCAUUUGAAAAAAUGGAAAUGGCUUUAUUAAGAGGAACACCUGGCACCAUUCCUGAUGUGUUAGACGACAUUGAUUUAUUCUCUGCUGGAACAACACCCAUGGCUGAUUCAUUCAAAUUAGGUAGUUCCUUGGCUAAUUUUAUGCCUAAGGAAAAGGUGGAAAUUGUUUGUAAAGUAGGAUAUGUUCAACAAACCUACAUUAAUCCUGAUUUAUCGAAUGUUUUCAAAGCUAAUCCUAACAAUAGUAUAACUUGUAAAAAGGUACCUACUGGUGUUGAUGAUGAAGAUAUGAUUAUUUUUGGUAAUAUGCCAUCCAGUGAGUUAAGUUAUGAUGGAAUCAUUACCAAUGUCAAACAAAUAUAUGCAAGAGUUACCGGAACAGAUGAUGAUUUCUUUGAUGUUGAUUUCGAGGAUGAUGAUGAAGAAAUGCAAGACCAUCAACAACCUCAACAACCUCAAGUCAACCAACUGGGGCAAGUACUUGGUGGAAUUGUAGGUGGUGGUAGAAUGGAUGAAGAUGCAAUUGAUGAAGAUGUCAUUGAGGAUGAUAGUGAUGAUGAUCAUAAGCCAUUUGGUGUGGAUCAAAUGGAGUUGUAA
This is a messenger RNA of Spathaspora passalidarum NRRL Y-27907, 1956 nucleotides long. Its product is annotated as GTPase-activating protein. Gene Ontology annotation, cellular component: cytoplasm; cytosol; Rab-protein geranylgeranyltransferase complex. Gene Ontology annotation, molecular function: GDP-dissociation inhibitor activity. The transcript is spliced from 2 exons. Gene Ontology annotation, biological process: small GTPase-mediated signal transduction; protein geranylgeranylation; vesicle-mediated transport. Bases 1 to 1956 code for a protein of 651 amino acids. The record is from RefSeq and is a predicted model, not a curated record. Lineage: Eukaryota; Fungi; Ascomycota; Pichiomycetes; Serinales; Debaryomycetaceae.